This is a messenger RNA of Biomphalaria glabrata, 2567 nucleotides long. Its product is annotated as cleavage and polyadenylation specificity factor subunit 2-like. The coding region runs from base 231 to 2501 and encodes 756 amino acids. Lineage: Eukaryota; Metazoa; Mollusca; Gastropoda; Planorbidae. The record is from RefSeq and is a predicted model, not a curated record. Gene Ontology annotation, cellular component: mRNA cleavage and polyadenylation specificity factor complex. Gene Ontology annotation, biological process: mRNA 3'-end processing by stem-loop binding and cleavage. The transcript has 21 exons. Gene Ontology annotation, molecular function: RNA binding.
CUACAUACUUUUGAGAGGAAAGACAUAGAAAUAUAUAGGUCUGUGUUCGAGAAUCGAUUAGUUUGUACUUCCUGCAUUCAGAUAUAGAGUCUACAUAUUUUUCUUCACAAAAGAAUGGGUAUGUUGAUGUAUGCCGCUAACUAGAAAAAGUUUUCAGGAAUACCUGUCCAUACACAACCAAGACCUCUUGAAGUUUUCAGCUCAUGAUAGUCUACAAUUGAAAAAGUACAAUGACAUCCAUCAUAAAAGUUCAUGCACUUUCUGGUGCAAGAGAUGAAUCCCCUCCUUGCUACAUGCUGCAAGUGGAUGACUUUAGAUUUCUCUUGGAUUGUGGUUGGGAUGAAGAUUUUAGCAUGGACUUUGUGAAAGAUUUAUGCAGAGUUACUCAUCAAGUUGAUGCAGUCUUACUGACAUACCCAGAUCACCUUCACCUUGGUGCUCUCCCUUACCUGGUUGGCAAAGGUCAUCUCAAUUGUCCAAUCUACGCCACUGUGCCAGUGUAUAAAAUGGGCCAGAUGUUUAUGUAUGACCUCUAUCAGUCUCGACAUAACAGUCAGGACUUUGACAAGUUUACAUUGGAUGAUGUUGAUGUAGCCUUUGAUAAAAUCCUCCAGUUGGAAUACUCACAGACUAUUACACUUAAAGGUAAAGGUCAUGGCCUUCAGAUCACACCACUUCCUGCUGGUCACAUGAUUGGUGGAACUAUCUGGAAGAUUGUAAAAGAUGGAGAGGAGGAGAUAGUCUAUGCUGUGGAUUACAAUCAUAAGAAAGAAAGACAUUUAAAUGGAUGUCAGCUGGAUCAGAUCUCAAGACCAUCACUUCUUAUCACAGAUACAUUGAAUGCUCUGUACAACCAACCAAGUCGCAGACAGAGAGAUGAGCAGCUCAUGACAACUAUCCUUCAGACAAUGAGGAAUGAUGGGAAUGUGCUUGUAGCUGUGGAUACAGCUGGGAGAAUGUUGGAGCUGGCACAGCUAAUGGAUCAAAUGUGGCGAAGUUCUGAGUCUGGACUAACAGCUUAUUCCUUGGCAUUACUUAAUAAUGUCAGCUUCAAUGUAGUGGAGUUUGCUAAGUCCCAGGUUGAAUGGAUGAGUGAUAAAGUGAUGAGGUCUUUUGAAGAUCACAGAAACAAUCCAUUCCAGUUGAAACAUGUCCGCCUAUGUCACAACCUGGCUGAGCUUGCUCGAGUCCCUGAGCCCAAGGUUGUCCUGGCCAGUACACCGGACCUUCAAUGUGGCUAUUCCCGAGAUCUCUUUGUUGCCUGGUGUGGACAUUCUAAAAACAGCAUCAUACUGACCAGUAGAACGUCUCCUGGAACUCUAGCUCGAUGGCUGAUGGACAACCCCCAAGACCACGUGGUCCGACUAGAGAUAAAGCGACGGAUCAAGCUUGAAGGCACUGAACUUGAAGAGUACAUGAAAAAGAAAUUAGAAAAAGAACAAGAAGCCAGUAGGCUCAAGGACGAGCAGGCACGAAAGGAGAAGGAAGAGAUGGAGUCCAGUGACGAAAGUGAAGUUGAACUAGAGACAGAAGAUCUUUAUGGUGGACGGCCUAAAGGCAAACAUGAUUUGAUGAUGAAAGCACAGGGCAAGUCCAGAACUGGUUUCUUCAAACAGGCCAAGAAGUCCUACCCAAUGUUUCCUUUUGUGGAAGAGAAGGUGAAGGCCGACGACUAUGGAGAAAUUAUAAGAGCAGAAGAUUACGUCAUUGCUGAAGGAAGUGCUGCUGACGAGGAGAUGAAACUUGUGGAAACUAAAGACCAAGAUGAAACAUUACAAGAUCCAAGUGAGGUUCCUACUAAAUGUAUUUCUUCCACUGUGACAUUGGACAUCAACGCCAGAGUCCAGUUCAUUGACUUUGAAGGUCGCUCCGAUGGCAAGUCGAUCAAGAAAUAUUUAUCACAAAUGAAACCAAAGCAACUGAUUUUAAUCCAUGGUCCCGAGGAAGCAACUCUGAAUCUUGGAGAUUACUGUCAAACAUUUGUUGAAGGCAAUGUUUACUGUCCCAGAGUUGGAGAUGUUAUUGAUGCCACCACAGAGAGACAUAUCUACCAGGUGCGGCUUAGAGAUCAUCUGGUCAGUUCUCUGGAACUUUCAAAAGCCAAAGAUAUGGAGCUGGCCUGGGUAGAUGGACAGUUGGAUGUCCCCCCAGUGGAGGAAGAAGAGGAGGAGGACAUGGAAGAAACGGAGGAGAGUAGCAAGGAAAUUAACAAGAAGAGAAAAGAUCAACUCUCCACAAGUUUACCAACAUUAGAAGCUUUACCUCCAGCUCUGGUUCCAGCUCACCCAGCUGUUUUUAUCAAUGAACCCAAACUUUCUGAUUUUAAGUUGAUUCUGAUCAAUGCUGGUGUUCAGUGUGAGUUUGUUGGCGGAGUUUUAAUCUGUAACAAUCAAGUAGCAGUCAGACGUGAUGCUGCAGGCCAAAUGAAACUGGAAGGAACACUAUGUGAAGAUUAUUUCAACAUUAGAGAGAUACUGUACCAGCAAUUUGCUAUUGUAUAGCUUUCAAUACUAUUGGUUGUAUUAUAGUUUCAAGCUACUAAAUAAAUGUUCAUUUUAUUAUGUUGA